Messenger RNA from Anguilla anguilla (European eel), 2117 nucleotides. It is a transcript of the gene tmem230b, whose product is annotated as transmembrane protein 230b. The record is from RefSeq and is a predicted model, not a curated record. Gene Ontology annotation, biological process: synaptic vesicle transport. The transcript is spliced from 4 exons. Gene Ontology annotation, cellular component: endomembrane system; synaptic vesicle. Lineage: Eukaryota; Metazoa; Chordata; Actinopteri; Anguilliformes; Anguillidae. The coding region runs from base 254 to 613 and encodes 119 amino acids.
CAGUUUACGCAGGUACGCGCAGCAGUGGAAACGGAAACACGGAAAUUGGACGUUCUUUUUGAAAAGAGUCUUUUCUGACAACAUGAACUUUGUAUUAGCUAUUACAAUUAAAAAUAACAACAGAAAAGGUGGCCUGAUGCACAAGCGGGGAUUUUAAAAGCAACCAAAUAGUGGUAACUGGUUAAUACUUCAAUGUGUGCGAUAAUUUAACCAACCGGAUUUCAGUUCAGUACACGUAGCUAACUAGCUCAGGAUGCCAGCCCGCAGCAGUGUGACAAGUGGGAUCCCCAGCAGUAAAGUGAAGUACUCCAAGCUAGCGGACAGUGAUGACGGGUACAUAGACUUGCAGUUUAAAAAGAGCCCACCCAAAGUUCCAUAUAAGGCUAUUGCGCUGGCUGCAGUCCUUUUCCUGAUUGGCUCCUUGCUGAUCGUCAUAGGAGCACUUCUUCUAACGGGAUAUAUUGAAGUUUCGCAUCCAGAUCGCACUGUGCCUGUUCUUAUAAUUGGAGUCCUCGUUUUCCUUCCUGGAUUCUAUCACCUGCGGAUCGCCUACUAUGCAUCAAAGGGUUACCGUGGUUACUCCUACGAUGACAUCCCAGACUUUGACGAUUGAGCCAAUCGCAGACCGAGUUGAUAGUGCUCCAAGCCAUGAUGAAUGAGGUCUUGGUUUCCUUUGUCACUUGAUAGUGCAUGAAAUACAUGAAGUUUUUUCAUUUUAAGAUUGCCUUCAGAAAUUUGAGGUUUUACUCAAAGCACCAUAACACUGAAGUGUAUGAUUUAAAAAAAUGAAUAUGCAGUAGCAUUCAUAGUAUUUCAUGUAGAGGCAGCCAUUUUCUUGCUUGUAACCUUCCAACUCAGACACAAAUAGUUCAUUUGGUUCUAUGUGAUUCAUUUCGCAUUCAGGAUUAUAAACAAAUGAGAGUAAUGUGUUCUCGUAUAAUUGCUUGAGAGAGUUGAAAAUAUUGAUUUUACAUUGAUUAAAAACACACCACAGAAAAGCAUUUUAAAAUUUCUUUGUAUUUUUGAACAUGUUUCUACUUAGAUAUAGUACUUACUGUACAUUAAACGGAGUAGAACAUACAAAAUGCACUCUGGGACAGUAAAGGAUUUGUGCAGAAACCUGGGUAAAGCCUGGUGCCACCUGCUCUCUGUUUUUCUCAUGAAAUAUCACCUGUGCAUCUAAGACAGUUCCAUACUGGAGUGUCUUAUGUGGUUAAUGAAAAUCUGGUGAAGGAGCACACAUUGGCCCCCCAACAGUAAAGAGAAAAGAGCUUUAAGGUGAUCCUUUCUGCACCUUCUUAGUCAAAUUCACUGCAUUCUCCCUUAGGUUUUAAAACACCAGUGUAUAUUGUGAGGUGGCUUGAAUAAGUUAAAUACAUGUGCAGUUUUUAGUUUUGUGUACAGUCAGUCUCAUGAGUUGUCCUGGUAUCCCACUGUGAUACAGGGCUGUUGACUGUAAUGCUUCUGCUGUAUAUUAACUGAGCUACUUUAAUAGAAGAUAGAUAGACUUUAAUUUAAAGAUCUUGGUAUGUUUCAGGAUAGGUGAUUCAAGGGUCCUUUACAAGUACUCUCCAUGUAUACGCAGCAAAUUUCCUUAUGUGGCUGUAGACCAUGCAUGUUGUUGUUUGCUGCAAUUUGUUUUAAAUUUUUUAUUUUGUUGUAGUGAAGUCAUGAAACUUAAUAUUUAUAAAUUAAAUAAUUAGGUUUAAUUAGACCAAGCGGUCAAUGUUUUUCCUGUAUUUGCUAUUUUUGUAACAUUCCAUAAACAUGGUUUCGAAGACCCUGCUUCAUCUUGUACGGAUUAUUAAAUAUUAAAGUACAGAAAAGGACUAUAGACUUAAUAUGAAAAAUAAAUCUUUUAAAAAGUGUACAUAUACCAUUAGUCUAACCAAACUGCGACUGUGGUGUAGGCUUUAUAGAAUUAUUGCAGGCUGGUGCAUGAAGGAAUUUCUUGUUUACUUUAAUUGAAAAUAGAAAGUGCAUUUUAUGUUCAGGCUGCUGUUGCCAUUGCAGUACUAAGCUGUCUGUAUCUCAGGGCCUCCAGAAGGCUCACAAGUACCAUUGGAUUGCUGUCUGCUCUGUGACAUUCAACAAUAAAAACAAGUUGAAUAGACUAA